Messenger RNA from Cynara cardunculus var. scolymus (artichoke), 2023 nucleotides. Its product is annotated as synaptotagmin-5. The transcript is spliced from 12 exons. The record is from RefSeq and is a predicted model, not a curated record. Bases 216 to 1781 code for a protein of 521 amino acids. Gene Ontology annotation, cellular component: endoplasmic reticulum. Lineage: Eukaryota; Viridiplantae; Streptophyta; Magnoliopsida; Asterales; Asteraceae. Gene Ontology annotation, molecular function: lipid binding.
AUCACAGAUUCUGCAAGUCAAGCAAUUGGACUACACCGACCCCAUUUCCCCCAUUAUUAUGCAUCUGUAAAACCAAUCUUUCAGUYGUUGUGGCCACCAAUACAACGAAGCCGAUUGCGACUUCUAGAGAGAGAAACCCACACAAGAACAUAUCCCUUUUCAUCUAUUUUCAAUAACAAACGUUUUUGUUUUCGGAGAGUUGAAGUUUGUAAAAAAUGGGGUUGAUUUCUGGAAUACUGAUGGGGACUAUAUUUGGGAUUGCGAUUAUGGCUGGUUGGCGUCAGAUGAUGAGGUACCGAAGCAGUAAACGAAUCGCUAAGGCAGUGGACAUAAAGCUCCUUGGAUGUCUCAACAGAGAUGAUCUGAAGAAAAUCUGUGGUGACAACUUUCCUGAAUGGAUCUCUUUCCCUGUUUACGAACAGGUGAAAUGGCUGAAUAAACAAUUAAGCAAACUCUGGCCAUAUAUUGCAGAAGCAGCUAGUAUAAUAAUUAAGGAAUCUGUUGAGCCGCUAUUGGAAGAGUAUCGUCCAACAGGAAUUUCAUCGUUGAAGUUCAAUAAACUGUCGCUUGGAACUGUGGCACCAAAGAUUGAAGGUAUCCGCAUUCAGAGCCUYAAGAAAGGUCAAAUAACAAUGGACAUAGAUUUGCGUUGGGGUGGGGAUCCAAGUAUCAUUUUAGGAGUUGAAGCUGCAGUUGUUUCUUUACCAAUUCAGCUGAAGGAUCUUCAAGUUUUUACAGUCAUUCGUGUUAUUUUCCAGCUCUCCGAGGAAAUUCCUUGCAUCUCUGCUGUUGUUGUUGCUUUACUUUCUGAGCCAGAGCCAAAAAUUGAUUAUACAUUGAAGGCCGUUGGUGGAAGUUUAACAGCCAUUCCUGGACUUUCAGAUAUGAUUGAUGAUACUGUAAAUACGAUAGUUAAAGAUAUGCUUCAAUGGCCCCACAGGAUUGUUGUUCCCAUUGGUGGUGCAGGUGUGGAUACAAGUGACCUGGAACUUAAGCCACAAGGACAGCUCACAUUAACGAUUGUGAAGGCAAAUAAUUUGAAAAAYAUGGAAAUGAUAGGAAAGUCUGAUCCUUAUGUGACUGCAUUUAUUCGGCCACUUGAAAAGUUUAAAACAAAGGUCGUCGAUAACAACCUGAAUCCUGUUUGGAAUCAUGUACUUCAGUUAAUUGCGGAAGACAAGGAGACCCAGUUUGCUGUAUUUGAGGUUUUGGAUCAAGAUAUUGGGCAAGACAAGCGAUUGGGCAUAGCAAAAUUAUCUCUGAUUGACCUUGAACCAGAAAUCGAGAAAGAGAUCGAAUUGAAACUGCUACCUUCUCUUGAUAUGCUCAAGAUAAAAGAUAAGAAGGAUAGAGGAACUCUUACAGUCAAGGUCAAGUACCAYCAGUUUACCAAGGAAGAGCAAGAAGCUGCUAUAGAACAAGAGAAGAAGAUACUAGAAGAGAAAAAGAGACUGAAAGCAGCAGGUCUUAUAGGAAGCACCAUGGAUGCCAUUGAUGGAGCAGCCGGAUUGGUCGGGUCUGGGGUUGGACUAGUGGGUACUGGUAUCGGCACAGGAGUCGGGCUCGUGGGAAGUGGAGUCGGUGCCGGGGUCGGGCUCGUGGGAAGUGGAGUCGGUGCUGGGGUUGGGUUUGUGGGAAGUGGGCUGGGAGCCGUUGGUAGUGGUCUCAGCAAGGCUGGAAAGUUCAUGGGGCGGACCAUCACUGGAACCAGUGGAAAACGGAGUGGUGCAUCGACUCCAGUGAACUCGGUCGAAGAAAACGGAGGUGCAAAACCACGCUAACCAGGGUGGGUUAUAUUUGUUGUUUACUUAAAUGUGAAUUAAUCACACACACUUCUCUUGUGAAUCAAAUUGUGUCUUCUUAUUUGUUUAUGUUGGUUUUGGUUGUUUAGGAUUCACAAGUAGAUGGACUGUAAAUCAUUGAUGCCUCGGUGUACUCUUUUGUUAAUGUGGAUACUCAGAUAAUGCUUUCAAAUUUGUUAAUAUGGAUACUGAGAUAAUGUGCCUUCUCAUUUGGCUGGCUA